Molecule: messenger RNA, 2698 nt
Organism: Corticium candelabrum
Lineage: Eukaryota; Metazoa; Porifera; Homoscleromorpha; Homosclerophorida; Plakinidae
Product: sodium/potassium/calcium exchanger 4-like
Exons: 10
Coding region: 153-2432 (759 amino acids)
Biological process (GO): intracellular calcium ion homeostasis; calcium ion transmembrane transport
Cellular component (GO): plasma membrane
Molecular function (GO): calcium channel activity; calcium, potassium:sodium antiporter activity
Source: RefSeq, a predicted model, not a curated record
CAACCAUCACCCACGCUGUUUCUGCGAAACAACGAAACAAUGGCUGUCGUCGCACUACGAACAACAUAGUCACAAGUUACUGCAUCUUAUUCAAAGCAAGACUAAGCACUGCAUUCUAGUCUACAUCAUAGACUUCCACGUGCACAUUGAAUAUGUUUUCGUCUGCGUGUGAGAGGAGCUGGAGACAAACAGAGUCUCGACCAGGCAGUAGGCGGUCCGCACGUCUAUUGAUGAGGGUCUUCGCUCUAGUUGUGAUUACUGUGUGUUGCACUUUCAACCUUCCACACAACUGGACGAACGCCAAAUCAUUAGGCUGGAACAGUCGCUCUCUUAUGUCGUUAUCAGGGAACAGCUCUGUUAAUGAUUCUUGUCCCAGUCUGACAGCGUUGGAUCUCGACUGGAGCUCUCUUCAUCACUUGGGAUUGACGUAUUCGGACUUGGUGGAAAGAUGUGAUGUCGAGGAGCUAGAGAUAUUGGCCGACUUUGACUUGAGUUCUUCGGGUGUCAAUCAUUCUGUUUUGUGGGAGGAAUGCGACUUUGAGGAGGCUAAUCAUCCAGCUCUGUUUCUUGCAAUAUAUAUACUUUUAGUCAUUGUCCUAUUUGUUGGUCUGGCAAUUAUCUGUGACGACUUUUUUGUCCCAUCACUUGAAGCGAUUUCUGAGAGACUCGAUCUAUCUGAGGAUGUAGCCGGUGCUACAUUUAUGGCGGCAGGCUCGUCUGCUCCAGAGCUGUUUACGUCGAUGGCAUCAGUAGGCGUCACCAGCGAUGUUGGAGUUGGUACCAUUGUAGGGAGUGCUGUAUUUAACAUAUUGAUCAUCAUUGCGUUGUCUGCUUUGCUAGCUGGACAGGUCUUACUUUUAGACUGGAAGCCGAUGUUUCGAGAUUCUCUCAUCUACGCUAUAUCAAUUGGCUUAUUUAUUGUGUUUACAUGGGAUGGUGUUGUUGAACAUUAUGAGUCUGGUGUUCUGCUCGUCCUUUACAUCUUGUACGUUGUCAUCAUGAAGUUUAAUACUCGACUGAUGAGAUGCUUAUCAAGAUUAAGUUGUAAGGUUAGUCCUAGCGUAGAGGUCGUUAUUGAUGUAGAAAGAGAUAAGGAUGAUGAUGCUCAUUCAAAUCGUGACUUUCCACAUUCAUCUUUUGAGGAAUCUAGACGACACACUGUUGCUGUGGACCAGAGGCACCGCUUUGUUCAUUUGCGUGGACAAGAGUUGUCUGGAUCAUUUGUCAAUCGGCGACCAUUGUUAUCACAACAGCAUAUAGCCAACUUGUUCUCAUCUGCUGUUGCCAUUAAUGGAGCUCCGGGAACUGAAAUGUCUGCAUCAGCAGUGCAUCGUCGCAAUGAAUCCUCUAGACUGACAGGAUCGUUUAAUACCUUAAGACCAUCAGAUAACACUCAACGGAGGGGUAGUCAUCAAUAUCCUCUACAGAGUCGCAGCUUGUUCGGUAAAUCGCCAGUAGACAGUGACAAGGUUGCAAACAACACUCAACCACCAUCUAUAGCAUUAAGUCCAGUAGAUCUUUCAACGUCGAAAACUCUAGUACAAACGUUUGUUUCACCACCAGAUGAUGACGUAUCGGUUACUAGAACAGUAUCUAGCCGUGGUGGGUCAACGACCUCACUUAGAAGUUCAAUGCUCGAAGCUGGAAAGGUAGAUGAACAAAUCGAAUCUGAAGAAAAGAAUGAGAAGGAUGAGGAAUUGAAACCAUGUCCUUGUUUGCCUGCUAUCAGUGCACAGUUACCAUCAUCUGAUUCUUUGAAAUCGGCAUCCAAUAAAGGAGCAUGCUUUUGUCUGACAUUGUGGUUUAUUUUUAAGUGGAUCCUGUUUUUGAUAUCAUUUCCAUUUAUGUGUGUGUUCACGUGGACUGUGCCGCCAUGCAGUAAACCUGAACACAGGAAAUACUUCGUCGCUUCGUUUCUUAUGUCCAUUGUGUGGAUUGCUGUUCUCAGUUUUGGUGUGGUUGUUUUGGUAUCACGUGUUGGCUGCAUUCUUGAUGUUGACAGCUACACAAUGGGACUGGUAGUGGUUGCAAUAGGAACCAGUGUUCCAGAUGCACUCAGCUCUGUCUUAGUAGCUCGAGAUGGUUAUGGUGAUAUGGCAGUUUCAAAUGCUAUUGGUUCCAAUGUCUUUGACAUUAACUUGGGAUUAGGCUUACCAUUUCUUGUCAAGUCACUGAUCCAGGGUGGCAAGCCUAUACUUCUGCUAACUCCUGUUGAAUUGGUGGCCUUUCGACUUGGUCUCUACGACAUAAUACCACAUGCCAAAUUUGGAUUCAUUCUUUUGAUCAUUCUCAUCAUUGCUGUCAGUUCUUUUGCAAUCGUCAAGUUCAAGUUAAACCGCUUCAUCGGCGUUUUCUUCAUCAUCAUAUACUUCCUUUUCCUAUUCUACGCAUUUUGGCAAGACAUAAAAUGCUACAAAGGUCGGACCUGCUAGCGUACGUUGCACAGAGGAAUGAUAAGUGUACAAGUCUGCUAUAUAGCAUUACUGUAUAGCUUUAGUUAAACUUUUAAGGGUUUAAUGGAGCUUUAAUUAAUUAACUUCAUUAGUACGCAAUUACGACAGUUCUGUAUUUGCAAGCUGUAGAUUCUAGGAGGUUUACAGAUAUUUUGCAUGCAGGAAUAUACAGUCUUACCAUCGUUUUUACGUUAUUUUUAUUUUUAUUAACAAAAAACAAUCAUUCUCAAUGGCAACAUUCUAAC